CUGGUGCUUCUUCAAUGAAACUGUGAAUUGCGAUACUGAUGUCAUUGGAAUCAUAAAGCUGUACAGGUCGUAGGCAUCGGGUCUCCAAACGCACACUAGUUAGCUAUUUGUCCUCUGCAAAGGUCCCGCUAUGCAGAUUCGAUUGGAGGCAUCGGCAUUCCUGUUUCUCUUGAUUGCAGCUCCAGUUUACCUCCAGGAUGAAUGUGUGGGGAAUUCGUGUUAUCCUCACCUCGGUGACCUCAUGGUGGGUCGUGCCGCCCAGCUCACGGCAUCCUCUACCUGUGGCCUUAACAGACCGCAAAACUAUUGCAUCUUGGGAUACCUAGAGAAUGAGAGGAAGUGCUUCACAUGCGACUCUAGAAGUCCCUACAAUCCCUACCAGAAUCCCAACAGCCAUCGCAUUGAGCAUGUCAUCACCACCUUUCAACCUGAGCGCAAUAAGAGAUGGUGGCAGUCUGAAAACGGCGUGCAUGAAGUCAACAUUCAGCUGGACUUGGAAGCAAUGUUUCAGUUUAGUCAUCUGAUAUUGACGUUUAAGAGUUUCCGGCCUGCUGCCAUGUUGGUUGAGAGGUCAAAAGAUUUCGGCCAAACCUGGAAGGUUUUCCGGUACUUUGCGGAGGACUGUGCCAACUCUUUUCCGGGCAUCCCCGAAUGGCCAGCAGAUAGCAUUGAUGAUGUCGUCUGUGAUAGCCGCUAUUCUGGGCCAGAACCUUCCACCGACGGGGAGGUGGUGUUAAAAGCCCUGGAUCCAAGCUUUGACAUCCAUGAUCCAUACAAUCCCACUAUACAAGAGCUGAUCACCAUAACAAAUCUACGUGUGAACUUUACACGUCUCUUCACCCUGGGUGACACAUUGCUCUCACCCCGUUGGAGGGACCCGGAGGAAAAGUAUUAUUAUGCCCUCUACGAGAUGGUGGUUCGAGGAACCUGCUUCUGCAACGGACACGCCAGCCAGUGUGUUCCUCUGGACAGUGUACGUGGUGACAACUUCAUUGAGCCUGGCAUGGUGCACGGUAGAUGUGUUUGCCAACACAACACAGUGGGGUACAACUGUGAGCAAUGUCAAGACUUUUACCAGGACGCCCCCUGGAGGCCAGGUGGAGAAACAAACACGGAAGGUUGCAGAAGGUGCAGUUGUAAUGGUCACUCAGAGAAGUGUCACUUUGAUCAGGAACGCUAUCUGGCUACAGGACUAGUUAGUGGUGGUGUAUGUGAUAACUGCAGGAAUAACCGUGUUGGACCUCAGUGUGAACUGUGUGGCCCUUAUUACUACCAGGACCCCCAGCGCUUUGUGGAAGACCCCGAUGCUUGUUUACCCUGUGAAUGUAAUCCAGAUGGUUCAGUGGACGGUGGACUUUGUGAUCCAGUUACUGGUCAGUGUGUUUGUAAACAGAAUGUAGAAGGGGAACGCUGUGACCGGUGCAAAUUUGGCUUCUACGGCUUUAGCCGAGAUGACCCCAGUGGCUGUCAGUUGUGUAGGUGUAAUUUCAUGGGCACCGUAAGCAUAGGCAACCCUUGUGAUCAGACCACAGGACGAUGUAUCUGUCAACAUUUUGCUCACGGCCCAGAGUGUGAUGAGUGUCUGCCAGGGUACUGGGGUCUAGGAAAUACAGUCUAUGGCUGUAUACCUUGUGACUGUGACAUUGGUGGCGCCCGGAGAACUGAAUGUUCAUCGGAGGAAGGCCAGUGUGAAUGCAGGCCUAACAUGGUUGGUCUCAAAUGUAGUGACCCCACUGCUGGAUAUUUCUUGGCUCCCCUUGAUUUUUAUAUCUAUGAAGCUGAGAACGCAAAGCCUGUGGUGUCCCUACCAUUAGUGAAACCUGAACGACCAACCAAGCUCCCUCUUUGCCCAUUUGACCCAAAACCCUCCCCGACAACUAAACCAGAGAUCCCUGAUUACCCUAUGGUGACGCCUACCCCAUUUAACUCCCAUAUCACCCUACCCAUAUGUGAGCACUACUUCAGACAAAGGGGUUACGACUUUAAGAUAAGCAAUGGGAGGAUUGUGGUGGUCAAGCGUGAGAAACGGCAAGCCAGACGACGAAGACAAGACCAGACAAUGAUCCACUUUCAACCAGGAUCAUCUCUUCAAAUCAUCCCAAGACAACGUGCACCAAACAAGUCUGUCACUUGGACUGGAUUGGGUUUUGUGCGAGUUCAGGAUGGGGCUGGACUCCGAUUUUCCAUCACCAAUAUACCAGCAACCCUUGACUACUAUGUAGUUGUCCGCUAUGAACCAGAGUCUAGCGAUGACUGGACAGCUACUGUGAAUGUUGUGUCUUUCGGAUCACGGGAUGGAAGUUGUCCAAAUGACCCAUCAGAGAAAGUCUUUACUCUUCCAGGGUCUGGAAGGACAGCGACCCUGGAUUCCCCAGUGUGUCUUCGCUCUGGCGAUCAUUAUGAAGUGGAGAUCACUUUUAGGAAGCAACCUAAUGCCAACUUUCUGUCCAGCUCAUACAUCCUAAUCGACUCGCUGGGUCUCAUUCCCAAAGUGGACUCCCUCCCAAACUUCUGCUCGAGCUCACAACUGGCUGAGUUUCAGCAGUAUCGCUGUGUUGUGUUGGGAGGGCAGGUAGGAGAGCAAACGCUUCCCGAAAUAUGCGAGAGGAUUAUUGGAAGUAUAUCUGCUUUUAUUCACAACGGUGCAGUUUCUUGUAAUUGUAAUCCAGUUGGAGCCUACGGUUCAUCAUGCAGUAAAUUCGGCGGGCAGUGCGAAUGCAAACCAAACGUUAUUGGUCGCUGCUGCGAUUCAUGUGCUCCUCUGACGUAUGGGUUUGGAUAUGAUGGCUGCUCAACAUGUGACUGCGAUCCGUCUGGCUCUACUGCUGAGUUGUGUGACCAGAGAAGUGGACAAUGUUCAUGUCGGGAUGGAGUAACAGGCCGUCAAUGUGACCAAUGUUACACCGGUUUCUUUGGAUUUCCCCUGUGCAGACGCUGUCAAUGCAACGGGCUGUCGGACAUCUGUGACCCCGUUACUGGAGUCUGUCUAGACUGCAGAGAGCACUCCACAGGACCUCACUGUGAAAGGUGUGAAGAUGGUUAUAUUGGUGACCCUGUCUCUGAGCAACCAUGUGAGCCAUGCCUUUGUCCAGAUUUAAAAGGAAAUGGACGUUUCUUCGCCAUCUCCUGCAACAAAGAUCCAAACUCUGUAAACCCAUUCUGUGAAUGUCUGCCUGGCCAUACAGGCCCACGCUGUGAUGCCUGUGCACCUGGUUACUAUGGUGACUUGAGGUUGCCAGAUGCCCGAUGCGAGGAGUGUGACUGCAACAAUAAUAUUGAUCCCCGUGACGAUGACGCAUGCAACGCUUUAACCGGCAAGUGUCUGCGCUGUUUGCACAAUACGGAGGGACCACGGUGUCAGAGCUGCAAGCGUGGAUACUAUGGAAAUGCACUCGAUCAGGACUGCAAAGAGUGUUCUUGUGACCCGAGGGGCACAGACGUUUCAAAGUGUCCCGCUGGAAGCCCCUGUAUCUGCGACCCGGAGACCGGUCGGUGCCCGUGCCGCACAGGUGUCAAAGGAUUCCUCUGUAAUGAGUGUAAGGAUGGAUACUGGAACUUAGAUGGGGAGUCUGGGUGCCAGCCAUGCAACUGUAACCCAGAACAUGUCCUCAGCAAUAUCUGCGAUAAGAUCACAGGCCAAUGCCUCUGCGAGACAGAAUACGGAGGCAGACAAUGUGAUGAAUGUGGGCCCAACUUUUUUGGAAACCCAGAUAUACAGUGCAUGUCUUGUGACUGUAAUAUGGAGGGCACUAUUUACCCAGCCUGUGACCCUUACACGGGCGAGUGCUUAUGUAAACCAGGAGUAAUAGGAAUAUUUUGUGAUGAAUGCGGCCCGGGUCACGACACCAUCUUUCCCACCUGCAAGCCCUGCCAUACCUGCUCCCAGCUCUGGGAAAAGAUUGUCUCGGAUAUCAAACUAGAUACCGAAAGGAUGGAAACUAUAAUGCCCUGCCCUGAAAACACCCGGCCUAUUCCUGAUCUCGAACGGUUAAAUAGAUUGUUGGAUAUGCUACAAAGUCUGCUCAACAAGACGAAUCAGGAUGAACUGGAUAAAUUAGAAAAGCUCUUGGAACAGAUUAGGAAUGAAACAGAAACCAUAGACCCAAAUCUAAUUAUUAUCGACCCAAGCACAUUGCUCAACACUGACAUCGACAACAUCCGCUUUGAGUUCAACAGGCUGCUGAAGAAUCUCAGGGAGAAGAAAAAAGACGUUCCAGUGAUAGACAUAAAAGCUUUAAAUGACAAUGUAAAUAAGAUCAGGGAGCUCUAUAAAAAAUUUACCGAAGAUGAAAAGAAAGUGGAAGCAGCUAAGAAAAUGCAAGAAGACUCCGAGAAGACAAGAGAGAAGGUCGCACUGGAGCUCACCAAGUGUCGCAAAGGACAAAUUGAUUUACUGGAGAAGAAAGUGAAGGAUCUGAGUGUAGCCAAACUGAACGAGGAGAUCUGUGGAGCUCCAGGCGACGUGAAAUGUGAGCAGGCAAAAUGCGGUGGAGCUUUGUGCGGGAAGUGUGGAGGUCCGGGUUGUGAGGGGAGUUUACCCAUCAGCUUCGAUGCCUCUAAACUGGCAGUGAUGACCAGGAUAAACAUCACAGACGUCCGCAAUGAACUCAAGGAUGCGGACGCAAAGCUUACCGACACAACAAAAAUGACUGAUUACAUCAAAAAUCAAGCGAAAGAGAUGAUGGAUAAAAUAAAUCAGUCUAAGAGUAAAUCUGAGAAAGAAAAGGUUAAAAUCAGGGACUUUUUAAAGAAGGUCAAGGACUACCUGAGAGAUGAGCUGGUGAAGCCGGAGGACAUUGAGAAACUGGCCAAUGCUGUGUUGUCAAUUCAGUUGCCCAAAUCUCCUGAUGACAUCAAGAAGAUGAUUGAGGACAUCAAGAAGAUCCUGGCAAACGUCACAGGCUUCAGUGAAGAUCUCGAGCGCUUGGAGAAAGAGGCCAAAAUAGCUGAAGACAUGAAAAAGAGGGCCACAGAGAUUUUGAAAAGAACAGAGGCCAUUGAUGUGAGCGAGAUUGAGAAAGCGUUGAAGGAUACAGAAGAUCUCCAUGACAAGAUCAGGAAUUAUCUGAACGAAGCAGAAGACAACAAUAAUGUUAUCAGUGACAAACUUAAUGAGACUAAGCCUAAACUGGAAAACAUUGAGGAUAAUUUGAAUUCAACCCGAAUUAAAGACUUACUGAAUGAAACUAAGGCCUUGAAGGACAAAACAGAAAUGAAUAGAGCUCAGGGGAAGGAGGCCAAAGCAGCAGCAGAUGCUGCCCUCAAUCGUGCCAAUGAUGCCAGUAAGGAUCUUGAGGAUUUGAAAGAGCAGUUUGAAAAAUUAAAAUCAAACGACAAGAACAAUAGCGUCAAUGAAGAAGCUAAUGAACGCCUGAAGAACAUCACAAUGGAAACAGAAAAAAUGGCUAAAGAUAUUCAAGAUAAAAUGAAGGAAAUUGAAGAAUUGGAGAAGAGGAUUCUAGAUGCAGCAAAAAGAAAAGAAGAGAAGAUGAAAGAUUUGGAGGAGCUUCAGAAUGAGGCGACUGAUUUAAAGAAAUUCAUUGUUGACAAAGUGGAAAAAUACGGACUAUGCUCCACUUAAGACCUACACGGGCUUCGCUUAUUCAAAAUCAGAUAAAAAACUUUACCAUGGAAGAACGCUGAAAGCAUUGCAGUGCAAAGGAUUAUGGGAUCAGUUCAGUCAUUUUAUGAAAAAAUCCUUUACACGUUUGCGUGCUGCUAACAACAAUCUUGUGCUACAAAUCAACCCUCCUCAACCAAAAUAACUGGUUCUGUCCAAAAAGUUUAUUGAUAUAUUUCAUAUUAAAACUUUUUUAAAUAA
This is a messenger RNA of Paramisgurnus dabryanus, 5821 nucleotides long. It is a transcript of the gene lamb4, whose product is annotated as laminin, beta 4. The record is from RefSeq and is a predicted model, not a curated record. Gene Ontology annotation, biological process: tissue development; animal organ morphogenesis. Lineage: Eukaryota; Metazoa; Chordata; Actinopteri; Cypriniformes; Cobitidae.